AAGUUCGGCAAACAGAUCCAGCGCCGGCAGCUUGAUCUCCCCGAAUAUGCAGCUAGCUUCGUCAAUUACAAGGCACUGAAGAAGCUUAUCAAGCAACUGAGUGCUACACCUACCAUCCCGGCUCAAAGAACCCCAGAAGAGAUUGCUCAAGAUGGCGCUCUCGACCCACAAGCCUCUUUACGAGCGAAUAAAGAGGUGUUCUUCUUUCGUUUGGAGCGAGAAAUUGAAAAAGUCAAUGCUUUCUACUUGCAGAAAGAAUCGGAGUUCUCCCUCCGUCUCAAAACUUUGGUCGACAAGAAGCGCGUGAUUCAAUCCCGAACAGUAUCCAACUCAAAAGCCCCAUCAAACUUCAAGGCUUUAUUUGAAGGACUGCAACAAUUCGAUGGCGACUUGAAUAAAUUGCAGCAGUUUGUGGAAAUCAACGAAACUGCUGUAUCUAAAAUUCUUAAGAAGUGGGAUAAGACUUCCAAAUCUCGCUUAAAGGAGCUCUAUCUGCAGCGUGCAGUGGAGGUACAGCCUUGUUUCAACCGGGAGGUUCUUCGUGAUCUAUCAGACCGAGCGACGACAGCCCGGUUGGAGUCGGAGGCUUGGGCAGAAGGCGAGAACUUACAGUUUGAUACGUCCCGCCCCACCGAACGUACCAUGGCACCUGGAUUUGGCACCGAGGAGGAAGAGCUGGACCUCCAGAUCUUGCAGUCCGCCUCAACCGGCAAUUUGCAGACCCUGCGUGAGUGGUUAGCCAAGUUGCAAUCAUCUCCCGAUGCUCGUGAUCGUGCCACAAGGACAUUCUUAACUGCAAUCAAUGGGUCUUCGGAUGAGGUCCUCGCUCUUCUUCUGGAAAGUGGAUUGGUUGACGUCCAUGCUGAGGAUGAUAUCAAUGAAAGGAAUUGCCUUCACGAAGCUGCUAUCUCUGGACGAGACUUCGUCCUCGCAGCAGGCAUUAAGGCAUCGGUUGAUAUUUCUCGAUCUGAUGUCUAUGGCCGUAUUCCUCUGCACUAUGCCUGUAUGCACGGCCGUGUGGAUAUGGUGCGAGAGUUACUGGCGGUUGGUUCACACACGGUAGAUGUGACCGACCAUGAUAACUUCACUCCCCUGAUCCACAGUAUCGUGAAACGUCAGCUUGCAUGUGCCAAGCAGGUUCUCAUUAACAACGCUCGCAUUGACCCGUCAUCAGACUCAGAUCACAUCCCACUGAACCUUGCCUGUCAGCAUGGUUCUUUGCCAAUCGUCCAGAUGCUUCUAGAGCGAAAGGCUCGCCUGCUGCCCGAUGCGGAGGGUCUUUACCCCCAACACAUGGUAGCUCGCGCAUCGCAAUCGCCGGACCUGCUCCUGCUGCUGAAGCAACAUGGAGCGGAUUUGAACCAACAGGAUAAGCUGUAUCAAUGGACGCCACUUUUCCACGCGGCAAGCGAGGGCUGUGUACCCUGUCUACGGACACUUCUGGAGCUUGGCGUGGAUGCGCAGGUUGCAGAUGAAAAGGGUCUUUCAGCCAUGUACUACGCUGCCUGGGAAGGGCAUCUUGAGUGCAUGUUGCUCCUCUGGGCUCAACCAGUGGAGGAAAUUCCCCCACAGCGACCCCUGGAUGUCCUGAACGGGUUCAAAUUCCAGUCUUCUGAUUCGAUGGACAUUGGACGACGAGCGAGUUCGGCGGAGAUGGAGAUUGCUGAUGGUAUCCCUGAUCUUUCUCUGCCUCCUCCAAUUAUUCCUCUACGACGCUACGGCCACAAUUUCCUCGAUAAGAAGGUUUUUGUGCAACUGCUGUUUGAUCAAGGGAACGCCAGCUCCAUUGCCUUUGACCAGGCUGGAAGGCAUCCGGCUGCUAGACUUACUAUCUCAUCUAAGAUCUCCGAUUUGAUUCCAAGGACCAUCAUGUUACCCAUUCAAGAUGAUGCUCGCACGAUAUCCUUCCAUGUGGAUAGCCUGGACACUUUCACUGUCGAUUUCGAGAUCUUCCCUACCUUUGGUUCCAAGGUUAUCGCGAAGAGUGUGGCUUUACCAGUCAUCUUCCGCGCUGAAAAGUCUAGUACGGGAACCUGCUGCCUGCCUCUCUUUGACCCUCGUCUUCGGGCUAUCGGGCAGCUCCGAUUUAAUUUCCAGGUUAUCAAGCCUUAUCACGGGGACCCCCUGGAGAUUACACACUUUGCGACGUACUGGAAGGCAACGGGGGCUAUCGAUUCAGAGCACAACGGGCUGGUCACUGGUUCCAGCUUGUCUGGAGAUUAUGUGCAACUCUUUGUGCAACUGACUCGAGACCGGGUGCCGGUUCUUUACCCGCAAUUCCUCAUCAACCAUCAUGGAAUUGACCUCCCCAUUUGUCAAUUGACAUACGAGCAGUUCCAGACUAUUGGUGCGACGCGGGGUAUUGACAGAAAUACUCUGCUUCAAUUCUUGAAGACUCAAGCUCUUGAGGAUAUGCCCCAAGCCCAUCGUCUUCUAGCGGGAUCUUUCAUGUCACUACAGGAUGUUCUGCACGAGCUUCCCAUUGGCUUGAAUGUUAACCUCUCCAUCCUUUAUCCAUCUAGCGCCGAGGAGAAAUCCCUUGAGAUGACUUCUCUGGCUGACGUUAAUAGCUUUGCUGAUGCGAUCCUAACUGAUGUGUUCCACCAUGCCCGGGAGUCUCGUGAUACGAACCUCGACUUUAUGCGCUCAGUGGUGUUUACCUCUUACAACGCUAACAUCUGCACUGCCCUGAAUUGGAAGCAACCUAAUUGUGAGUUUGCACCAUUUCUUAGUACUUCAUUUAGGAUCAAUUACUCAUCGUUCAUCUCUUUAGAUCCCGUCCUUCUUUGUAAUGACCUGGGCCAAAUUCGAGACCUGGCUCGCAAUGUGGACACCCUCCCCCAUGUAAACAGCAGUGGACGAACCUCGAUGUCGAUUAAGGAAUCUGCGCGCAUCGCUCAAAGCAAUAACUUUAUGGGCCUAAUCUGCCGUUCAAGUCUCUUGAACGUCGUUCCUGCUCUUGUGGAGACUAUCAAAGAACUCGGCCUUGUCUUGGUGGCUGAUACCUCUGAUGAGACUGGUCAACCUGAACGCAGAGACUCUGUGGCUGAUGCCGAUGCCAUGGGUGUGGCGGAAUGGGCUUACCGAAUGCCUGACGGUGUGAACGGCGCCAUGAAAGCCAAUGGUGUUCUCCGAUUCAACGAUAUGGUCGAUAUGUGA
Penicillium malachiteum is the source of this 3159-nucleotide messenger RNA. RefSeq lists its product as uncharacterized. NCBI's taxonomy places the organism in Eukaryota, Fungi, Ascomycota, Eurotiomycetes, Eurotiales, Aspergillaceae. Gene Ontology annotation, molecular function: protein binding; glycerophosphocholine phosphodiesterase activity. The annotation marks the transcript as partial. The transcript has 5 exons. The record is from RefSeq and is a predicted model, not a curated record. Gene Ontology annotation, biological process: glycerophospholipid catabolic process.